Molecule: messenger RNA, 2104 nt
Organism: Clupea harengus (Atlantic herring)
Lineage: Eukaryota; Metazoa; Chordata; Actinopteri; Clupeiformes; Clupeidae
Gene: bmp10l
Product: bone morphogenetic protein 10, like
Biological process (GO): BMP signaling pathway
Cellular component (GO): extracellular region
Molecular function (GO): growth factor activity; cytokine activity
Source: RefSeq, a predicted model, not a curated record
CCAGGGAGGUGGACAACUCUGUCCUGCCCUCUGUGCCCGAUCACAAGAUCAACAAGGCGAAGCUGUUUUGCCUCCACCCCCACAUCAACCUGUCAGGCCUGAAAGGCAGCGUGAUUGAAGGGCAAGUCGGCAGAAGAGCUGGGGCAGGUAUCUUUUGCUGAAGAUUACAUAUUUUAAAACCACAACCAGAGGGGAAAAGUCCUUUCCUGAUUGAAUUUUUCAAACGCAGCUCUCCACCUCAGUUAUGGUCGCCAAUGUGGUUUCCAGCGUGAGCCGUAUCUCCAUACUGGGUCUGUGCUCUGUGCUCUUGCCUUGCAUGGGUCUGGCGAGCCGUAUCCUGCCCCCUGAGGACAACCCUCUGGCUAAAGAUGUACUGGACCCCUCUCUGCUGGAGCAGACCGAGGACAUGGACAUGCAGGAGUUUUUGGGAAACCUCCUCUCUGUGCUGAACCUCACAGAUCGGGGGUCCCCAUGGGCCCCUGGCCCCCCACGGCCCCCGGCCCCUCGCGUGGAGCCCCCAGAGUACAUGCUGGAGCUGUACAACCGCUUUGCAAACGACCACUCGGCCAGGCCCACAGGCAACACAGUGCGCAGUUUCAAGAAUGAAGACUCCUCCCCCGCUGUUGUGACACACAAGGAUGUGAGGACACACCCGCUCCUGUUCAACAUCUCCAUCCCCUUUCAUGAACGUGUCAUCAACGGCGAGCUUCGCCUCUACGCACUCAUGCCACGGGAUCGCCAGUGCCUCCCAAACGAGGACCGCAAGGUGACCAUAUUUGAGGUUCACGAGCGGGAGCGACAGUGGGAGAAUGGAGGAGGCGCUGACAAGAGAAGACACAAGAAGUUUCCAGCAAAGAGGGAGGAACUCGUCUCGAGGCACAUCAACAUCGAAGAGAGUGGGUGGGAGGUGUUUGAGUUGACGGAUGUGAUUCAGCGCUGGAAGGAAUCUGACCGCCCAACUCACUAUUUGGAAGUCCACGUUGAAAGUUUUCACUCUCAAGGUCAGGCGAAUCACUUCAAGGGCGAUGAUGAGUCAGAGGUCUCACAACUGGCUGAGCUGGACAUUGACAGAGACAUGACUGGGAAACACAACGCGGUGUUGAUCGUCUUCUCAGAUGAUCAGAGCAAGGACCACCAAGAGGAACAACAGGAGAUUGAUGAGAUGAUUGAGCACGAGUUUGAACUUCUGGGUGGGAAUGAGUUGUGGACAGACACAGAGGGUCCUCCAGAGGAGUUACAAGAUGAGACUCGGAUGCAGAUACGCUCCAACAUGAUCUACGACAGGGCGCCUCGACUGCGCCGCAACGCUGCAGACGAGUUCUGCAAGAAGACCCCGCUUUACGUCGAGUUCAAGGACAUCGGCUGGGAUAACUGGAUUGUAGCUCCAGAUGGUUACCAAGCCAACGCCUGCCGUGGCCUCUGCCAAAUUCCCCUCACAGGUGAUGUCUCGCCCACCAAGCACGCCGAGAUCCAGUCAAUGGUCAGCUUGAAAUUCCCCAAGAGGGUGUCCCCACCCUGCUGUGUUCCCACAAAACUGGACCCCAUCUCUCUCCUGUAUAAAGACCACAAAGGUGUGGUCACUCUCAAACACAAAUAUGAGGACAUGGUGGUGGCCGAGUGCGGCUGCAGAUAGUUAGGAAACGGCGCAGCAGCAUGUGGACACAACCAAGUUCAGACUGUUACAACUCUGUAAGCAACAUGAGAUGACAUGAGACCUGAAGUGCCCAGCUGAACUAUCAUACAAGGACCCACCACAAGAGUCGACACACAGCCUAUUUUGAUUGUUAACAUGGAACAUAAAAGCAAUUUGAUGAAUAGACAUUAGAGUUUCAGCAAUAUUGGUAGGUACUUCUGCAUAGUUGCCUUAUUCACACGUGGCUUCGUGGGCAUGAUACCACAUGCUCUGAGCACAGUUGCUGUGUGCAGAUGCUUGGAAGCAACAUGGAGCCUGCAUGGCAGGAAUGGACUUUACUAGCUUCUUAUUUGAUGUAUUUACAAUUUGUAAAUUAGUUGUAUUUUAUAUUAUAUGAAAUCAAAUGCUUUAUGAUGUAGACUGCAAUGCUGUCAAUAUUUUAUCAUUUCUUAAUAAAUGAAAAAAAAGUAA